GCCACCUCACCCUUCUUAAUACCCCUGGCUCCCCUACUCGAGCGGGCACUGUCUCACAGCGCUCCACGACACCCGACCUCUCUUUCUCUCGGGGCUCCCUUUCCUUUCACUGGCAGGUCACAGCUGAAACACUCCUCAGCGACCAUUUCCUCAUUCAUAUUACCGCUUCACUUUCCCACAUCCCUCGAUCGCACUCAACCACUCACACUGACUGGCACGCAUUUCGCACUAAUCUCCUUUCCGCCUCCUUUGAAUCUUACGAUGACUGGACGUCGCGCAUCUCCGCUGCGCUUUCGACCAGUAGCCGUCGCGUUCGCUCACGGCAUCCUAUCCCAGACCCGGAUCCUCACUUUCUCCGUUUAUGGCGUCGGAUGAAACGUCUCCAACGUUCUUUGCGCUCCCAACCCAAGAAUGCCCAACUUUCCUCUCGGAUUGCUGCUCUGCGGGCCGAGAUAGUCGCCCAUGGUACGUCCCUCGAGCAUUCUCGUUGGAGUGCGCUUUGUGACGGCCUCGAUUCUGCAUUACACUCGCGAUCCACGUGGUCCCUUUUUAAAUCUUUCUUAGGUACGAAGCCUGCACUUGCUCCCACUCUAGCAAAAGCCCUCACUCAGGGGACUCCCUCCGAGGUCUUUGACAAGCUCACUUCUUUGUAUCUCCCACCCCCUCUCACACCUUCCUACCCAGCCUACUCUGGCGAUCCUAACCCAGACCUCGACCGCCCUUUCACUCUCCGGGAGCUCGAAGCUGCCCUGGCUGCUAAUGCUUCUCGCUCGGCUCCCGGUGAGGAUACCAUCACAUACACUACACUCCGCAACCUCCCCGACCACUCCAAGGAAUUCCUCCUUCAGACUUUCAACAAUGCCUGGGACAGCGGCUGCUUGCCGAGCGCUUGGACAUCCUCUCUUAUUUCUAUGAUUCCGAAGCCGGGCAAACCUCCCUCCCUUUCUAACCUUCGCCCUAUCUCCUUGACGUCGUGUGUUGGCAAGACCCUUGAGCGAAUGGCUUUGACUCGCCUCUCUGAUCUUAUUGAAGCGAAAGAUUUCUUCCCCCGCUCUCUUAUCGGCUUUCGACGGCGCGUCUGUGCACAGGACAUGUUCCUGAUCCUCCAGCACACCUUUCUCUCACCCAAUCCCAGCCAGAUCCACGCUCUUGUGACUGUUGAUGUCCGCAAGGCCUUCGAUGGUGUGUGCCACGACCAUAUCCUGUCUCAGAUCUCCUCCCUAGACUGCGGACACCGCAUGUACUGUUAUCUCCGCUCCUUUCUCUCUAACCGAGUGGCUCGUUUCCGAGUGGACACACAUCUGUCCGAUCCCCACCCGCUCACCCGUGGCACUCCUCAAGGUGCUGUUCUCUCUCCUAUCCUUUUUAAUCUUGCUAUGACCCCUCUCGCCUCCCAACUAGCCCAGAUUCCUGACCUCCACCACAUCUUUUAUGCCGACGACAUCACCCUCUGGUGUUCGUCUGGUUCUCCCGGUCACGUACAGGACACCCUGCAACGUGGCCUCGAUCUCAUCAACUCCUUUCUCCCCACUGCUGGCUUGUCACCUGCUCCGGAGAAAUCCGAGCUUCUCCUUCUUAACUACUCCUCAUACCAGCGCUCCCACAACGCCCUAAUCUCUCUACAUCUUUCCGGCUCUCCCAUUCCUGUUGUCCCCCAAUGCAAAGUUCUUGGCUUCCCGUUACAUGCAGCCAAGAAUGUGCAAGCCCUACACCACGCGGUCAGGACUUGUCACUCGGUAACUCACCUCCUGCGGCGCGUGGUCACUCGGCGCUCGGGCCUCCACGAGGCUCAUGCGUGCCGAGUUGCCCAUGCGCUCGCCCUCAACAAGUUCCUGUACUUUGUGCCUUACGUUUCCUUCACCCACACUCAGCUUAACACCCUCGAAACCGCCCUUGUUGGCCUCUACAAGGCAGCUCUCAACCUCCCUAUCACCACCUCCACUGCUAAGCUCUUUGCCACAGGCCUCUUCCAUCCUCUUCGUUCUCUUCUCUCUCUCCACCGUGACUCCCAGCUUGCCCGGCUUUCUCUUACCCGUCAGGGUCAGUGGUUACUGGCCCAGGCGGGUAUCUCUCCCAUUCCCGUUUCCUCCUUUACCUCUCCAAAAUCCACCCCGGCGCCCAAUCUUCGCAUUCUCCCCCUCCCGUCUAAUAUGUCCCCUGUCCUGCAUGCCGGCCGUCGUCACGCGGCCGCGCAGCAUCAUUCCCCCCUCUUUACUACCCAGGGAGUAGCCUACACGGAUGCCUCUUUCAUAGCCCCUCGAGGUUCCUGUGGCUACGCUAUCUACCAUCCCCACCUCCCAGCACCUGAAACUCACACGAGUGGGCCGUACCUACACCCUCCGGAUGCACUCUCUCUCGAGGUCCUUGCCAUUGCACAUGCCCUACAAUCAUUUCCCUCCCUGCCCUCGCUCCCAGAGUACACGAUAUACACCGACUCCCAAGCCGCCAUUCGCCACAUACAGAACCGCACCCUACCCCAUUCACUCCAACAAGAGGUCGAACGAGCGGUCUCCGCACUGCAACCUUCCACCGUUUUCCUCCGCUGGGUCCCUGGGCAUUCGGGGAUUGACGGCAAUGAGCUGGCCCAUCAGCUCGCCCGUGAUGUUUUUAACCGGGCACCGUUGAUCCCCUGGUCGGGGCCCUCGCAGGAUUCUGGGGGACUCUCCCUGCGCCGCACUAUCAAGGAAGUUUACCUCCAGCUCCGUCUCGACAAGCGCCUCUACCCUCCCCCUCAUCCAUCACUCACUGUGCCGGAGGCUCGCCUUCUGCGGCACAUCCAAAUGAAUGCACUGGUUACCCCUUCCCGCCUCUUUCUCUAUCGCUAUCGCUCCGACCCCUCCUGUCCCAACUGCCCGUCUACUUAUGCAGACCUAUCCCAUUGCCUAUUCUACUGUCCGACUGCUCAGCAAUCAAGUUCCUACCCUCCCCCUUCGCUUUCCAUCACCACCUGGCUCGACUGGCUUGGCGCUGAAGGUGAAGAAGAACAGCGUCGACUGGCCGCCCAGGCGGUCGAUAUGCUCGGCCUGUAAUUUUUGGCUGAAUAAAAGUCUUAUACUACUAC
Dermacentor albipictus is the source of this 3061-nucleotide messenger RNA. RefSeq lists its product as uncharacterized. The record is from RefSeq and is a predicted model, not a curated record. Lineage: Eukaryota; Metazoa; Arthropoda; Arachnida; Ixodida; Ixodidae. Gene Ontology annotation, molecular function: nucleic acid binding; RNA-DNA hybrid ribonuclease activity.